AUGGUUCUUCAAUCACUUGCAUGGCUGCGUCCUCGACGUAUAUCUAUCCCUCGACCAUCGAAGAUCUUUACUCGCAAGCUCAUGCUCCCACUUGCUGCCGUUUCCGUCCUCAGCGCAAAACUCCUCCACAUUUAUGCUCAUCGCCAGGCUCUGUCCACUGAAGAUUUGCUUCGCUGGGGCGCCUCCUUCUUCUUCCAAGAUGUCGUCUUCAUUCUAUUUAUUCGCAUGCUUCUCGAGAGUCGCAUGUCCAUUUUGUUUAUUCUAGGCUCCUCUUUCAGCAUGGCUGUCCUUGUUCUCAGCUGCGGCACCCUGGCUUGCUACAUGACGAUAUACACGGAGCCCGACUGGAACAAUGCCGGUAUUGUCCUCGAUCCUGCCUGGUGGGCUGUCUUGCCCACCGGCCUGGCCUCACUUGCCUUUGUUUCUGCUGCCAUGACUGUCCUCGCUGCUGCCACCCAACAGUUUUGGAUUGUCAUCGCGGAUAUGACUUCCGAUGCUCUGCUUUGGCCCUUCCGCCGCUGCUUCGCCAAAGACAAAUACCAGAGCCUCACUCAAGGGCCUUCCAACAAGUACGAAGACGACACGCUCAACCCUUCCGACGCUCAAGGCCUUCUGGGAUACAGAGACGAUGACAGCGCUGAGCAGGGACUGCAUUUCGAAACUCAGCUGCCUGCUCCCUCCAAGUCGGCCAUUGGCGGCUACAUUGUCUGCGGCGCCGUUGCUGCCGCUACCAUCAUCACCACCAUGUUGCGCCCUCACGAUUCAGCCUACACUCUCAUGUCCUGGACUCUUCCUCUACAGCCCAUUGUUGAUCUCUCGGGCUCCGGCGGCCCUGCAGUCAUCACCAGCCAUAAUAGCGGCCCCAACAGCAUAAGCGAUAUCCUUGAAGGCAAGACCGCUCUGUCCGACCCCAUUCCUCUCUCUUGGCUGCCCGAAGGGCCGCCUCUCAAGGGCUUUGAAGACUGGUAUCAUGAUGGCGCCGAACACUACAGUGCUGAGGCCGAUCCCCUCAAGGUGUCCAACAUGCAGAACGAACCCCUCUCCGAUUUGCGCGGAAAGCUUGCCGAUGUGGACAUUCGCCACGUCAUCGUCGUCAAGAUGGAGUCUAUCCGAAAGGACGUCUUCCCCAUUAAACAAGGAGGGAAAAUUUGGAGAAAAUUGGUCGAUUCAAGUUCUAAUAAAACGCUUGCUAGUAAUGUCAAAGAGAGGUUGGCUACCCUGACACCACUGGCUAAUUCGCUCACCUGCGACUACAAUGAUGGCUUCGCACACUCGAAUCGCACUUGCAGAGGCGGCAUCAGCGCAAAUAACGCUUUCACCGCCAGCACAUACACGCUCAAGAGUGUUAUCGCCACAUUGUGCGGCAUUGGGCCUGUCGCUGCCGAUUUCAAUGUCGAGGCCAAAUCGCAUUUCUACCAACCUUGCCUAACACAUGUGCUUCACGCCUUCAAUGCUAUCAAUCACACCGAGAGUAGAAAAGGCAGUAAAGAGUUUCAGCCGUACCCCUGGAAGUCAUACUAUUUUCAAGCUGCAACCGACUCUUUUGACAACCAGGGGGCACUCUUCCCGAUCCUUGGAUACCAGUCUGACAACGUCAUCACCAAAGAAUACCUUCAGAGCGAAUCUGCCAAAUUUGGCAAGUCAACUCUGAGCGACGUCAACUACUUCAGUAUUCCCGAAGUAGCCCUCGAGGACUACAUUGUGGACGCCUUCCAGGUCGCCAAAGAAAAUAACGAAAGAGUCUUCUUGACUCAUCUAACCAGCACUACCCACCAUGCAUUCGGAAUCCCCGCCGGGGAAAAGUACGUGCACAUGAGCGAGAAUAAAGAUCUCGAGGACCUUUCCAACUAUAUCAACGCUGUAGGCUACAGCGAUCGCUGGCUGACCAAAUUGCUUGGUAUUCUCGAGGAACAAGGCGUUGCGAAUGAGACGCUGGUCGUCUUUUCUGGAGAUCACGGCAUGCCCGUAGCCGAGGACGGCAUUGCAACCUACCACAAUGACGAAACGGCCAGCUUCCACGUCCCGAUUGUCUUCUCCCACCCCAACCUGCCCAGGGUGGCGGUCGACGAUGUCGUAUCCACUAUGCAAAUCCUCCCUACUGUGCUGGAUCUCUUGAUUGAGUCCGACUCGUUGUCGCAAGAGUCCAAGCGCGCCGCCUCUGACCUUGCCAAAAACUACGAGGGGCAGUCUCUCCUUCGUCCUUUGCAUGCUGCUGCCGAAAAUGGUCACGGCGAUUGGCAGUUUAGUGUCACCAAUCCCGGUGGAGCCACACUGGCAGCCCGGGACGGCAGGAACCCCAACUGGCGGUUGACUUUUCCCAUAACCUCUGGCCAAGAUUGGCACUUUGUCGAUGCCAGCUCCAACUCGAGCGGCAUUUUCUCUCUCUCAUUUGAUACCCUUCGCAACCGUGCUCAAGCGCAAUUGGGCACAGAAGUUGCGGACUGGCUGGAAGAAGCAGCCAUUGUCAGUCGUUGGUGGCUGGAUGAGAACCAAAGAAGAUGGCGCUUCGGCAAAUACGCCCCCGCCCAAGAGAAAGAAGAUUAA
Molecule: messenger RNA, 2544 nt
Organism: Beauveria bassiana ARSEF 2860
Lineage: Eukaryota; Fungi; Ascomycota; Sordariomycetes; Hypocreales; Cordycipitaceae
Product: subtilase-like protein
Exons: 1
Coding region: 1-2544 (847 amino acids)
Source: RefSeq, a predicted model, not a curated record